AUGUGCUUACCUAGCACAAUGGAGCGAUCAACGCAGGGACCAAUGGCGGCUCGGUCGUGGCUGCUCCUCCUCCUCGGCCUCGCCGGCGUGCUCCGAGUUCGCGGCCAGCGCGCGCCCGACAGCACCGGUUUCGUCAGCAUCGACUGCGGCCUGCCGGAGCAGGCAGGCGGCUACGUGGACGCCGCCACCAAGCUACCGUACGUCCCGGACGGCGGCUACACCGACGCCGGCACCAACCACAACAUCUCCCCAGAGUACAUCAAGCCAAGCUCGUCGAAACGCUAUCUCAACGUCCGCAGCUUCCCCGGCGUGGCCCGGAGCUGCUACACGCUCCCGUCCACCGUCGCCCGAGGGUCCAAGUACCUGCUCCGGGCGACCUUCAUGUACGGCAACUACGACGGGCUCAACCGGCUCCCCGUCUUCGACCUCCACCUCGGCGUCAACUUCUGGCGGACUGUGAACAUCACCAAGGCCGACACGCCGCAGCUGGCCGAGAUCAUCGCCGUCGUCCCUGACGAGUCCGUGCAGGUCUGCCUGGUGGACACCGGCUCCGGGACGCCCUUCAUCUCCGCGCUCGACCUGAGGCCCGUCAGGGACACGCUGUACCCGCAGGCGAACGCGACGCAGGCGCUGGUCCUCGUCGACCGGACCAACUUCGGCGUCAGCGGCGCCGCGCUGGUCAGGUACCCGGAGGACCCGUACGACCGCGUGUGGAUUCCGUGGAGCGAGAUCGACUCAAAUGAAUGGACGGAGAUCUCGACGACGGAGAAGGUGAAGGAGCUGGCCGACCCCCGCUUCAACGCGCCGUCCGCCGUGAUGCAGGCCGCCAUCACGCCGCGCAACGGCUCCAGGUCGGCGUCGUCCAGGACCAUCGAGCUGUCGUGGGACGCCGCGCCGAGCCACGCCUACCCGGACCCCGGGGUCAUCGGCAUCGUCUACUUCGCGGAGCUGGAGGCCGUGGCCGGGGGCGACGUGCGCCAGUUUGAGACGCACCUCAACGGCAAGCUGUGGAGCAAGGCCCCCUUCACGCCACAGCACCUCGUCUGCGACGCCUUCUUCAACAGCGAGGCCCACCGGGGGUUCGGCGGCCACUACAACAUCACCCUCAACGCCACGGCCAACUCCACGCUGCUGCCCACCAUCAACGCCGCCGAGUUCUUCUCCGUCGUCUCCACGGCCAACGUCGCCACGGACGCCAAGGAUGUUGCGGCCAUGGCUGCGAUCAACGCCAAGUAUGAGGUGAAGAAGAACUGGGCGGGUGACCCGUGCGCUCCCAAGACUCUGGUGUGGGAUGGGUUGAACUGCAGCUAUGCAAUUUCUAUGCCUCCAAGAAUCACAAGAUUAAAUAUGUCAUUUGGCGGUUUGAGCGGCGGCAUACCAACCCAUUUCGCCAACCUCAAAGCAAUCAAGUAUUUGGACUUGUCAUACAACAACUUUACAGGACCAAUUCCUAACGCUCUUUCAGAACUACCCUUCCUCGUGGUGCUGGACUUGACUGGCAACCAGCUUAAUGGAUCCAUCCCCUCUGGGCUUAUGAAGAGAAUGCAAGAUGGCUCCCUAACUCUAAGAUACGGCAAAAAUCCAAACCUUUGCAGCAACGGCGGCUCUUGCGAGCCCACCAAAAAGAAUAGCAAAUCCAUGCUUGCCGUGUACAUUGCUGUUCCAAUACUUGCAGUUGUGGUGAUAGGAGCACUGGCAGUGCUACUUCUCAUAAUGAGAAAAAAGCAAGGAUCAAGAAAGGGCAGUGUGAAGCCACAGAACGAGGCUAGUGGCGUGCAUUCGCAGUCGCGGAACGGCGACACGCACAGCCUGCUGCAGCUGGACAACCGCCGGUUCACGUACAAGGACCUGCAGGUCAUGACGAACAACUUCAAGACGGUGCUCGGCCGGGGAGGGUUUGGCUCCGUGUACGAUGGCUUCUUGCCGGAUGGUACGCAGGUGGCGGUCAAGCUGCGGUCUGAGUCCUCGAGGCAAGGCGUCAGAGAGUUCCUCACAGAGGCUCAGACCUUGACAAAGAUUCACCAUAAAAAUCUUGUAUCCAUGGUUGGUUACUGCAAAGAUGGAGAGUACAUGGCGCUUGUCUACGAGCAUAUGUCUGAAGGAAACCUCGAGGACAAACUUAGAGGGAAAGAUAGCAAUAGUACAUCUUUAACUUGGAGGCAGAGGCUUCGUAUUGCAAUGGAGUCCGCGCAAGGGCUGGAAUAUCUACACGUUGCAUGCAGCCCAGCCUUUGUGCAUCGGGAUGUAAAGACAUCAAACAUCCUAUUGAAUGUGAAUCUCGAGGCCAAGGUCGCUGACUUUGGCUUGCUCAAGGCUUUCAAUCAGGAUGGUGACACACAUGUAUCCACAGCCAGGCUGGUUGGCACACACGGCUACCUUGCCCCUGAGUACGCGGCAGCCCUGCAGCUCACUGAGAAAAGUGACGUAUACAGCUUUGGUGUCGUGUUGUUGGAAGUUAUAACGGGGCAACCACCCAUCCUACAAUGCCCAGAACCAACUAAUAUCAUCCAAUGGGUUCGACAACACCUUGCAGAAGGCAACAUUGAAGACGUCGCAGACAUUCGCAUACGAGGUGACUAUGAUAUCAAUAGUGUCUGGAAGGUCACGGACGUCGCGCUCAAAUGCACUGCGCAAGCUCCUACUCAGCGACCCACGAUGACCGAGGUGGUAGCACAACUACAAGAGUGUCUCAAGCUAGAGGAACAUCACAUGAUUUGA
Molecule: messenger RNA, 2718 nt
Organism: Triticum turgidum subsp. durum (durum wheat)
Lineage: Eukaryota; Viridiplantae; Streptophyta; Magnoliopsida; Poales; Poaceae
Source: the annotation of a GenBank genome assembly